GGGGCAUUACAUUGGUUCCACCAUCUCUCCAUUCCCCGCUUAGAUAGGAUCUUUCGCUGCGCUUUGUUUUAAAAACAAACCCCUCGAAGAAACAAACGAAACCCAGAAAAUAAAUUAAGGAAAAACACGCCCAGAAGAAAUCAAGAAUCUUCAUCUCGUCCAGGAAGAACAGCAGAGAUUGGGUGGGGUGAAAAUGGGGAAUGUGACGUCGACCGUGGCCGCAAAGUUCGCAUUUUUUCCACCUGACCCGUCGACGUACGACGUUUUCAGAGACGAGGACGGCCGGUUGUGCUUCAGCGGCGUGACGGCGGACAAAAACGUGGACGUGCAUUUGGUGGAAACCAAGGGCGGAAACAAGAUUGUGGCCACCUUCUGGAAGCACCCUUUCGCGAGGUUUACGGUUUUGUAUUCCCACGGCAAUGCUGCGGAUUUGGGGCAGAUGUCGGGUCUCUUCCUUGAGCUCAGAGCUCACCUCCGUGUUAAUAUAAUGAGCUAUGAUUAUUCGGGAUAUGGUGGAUCUACUGGUAAGCCAUCUGAGCUGAACACAUACUAUGACAUAGAAGCCGUGUACGAUUGCUUGAAGAGCGAGUAUGGAAUAAAGCAGGAGGAUGUUAUUCUAUACGGCCAAUCUGUUGGGAGUGGACCCACGUUACACUUAGCGUGUCGUUUACAGAGGCUGAGAGCUGUUGUCCUUCAUAGUGCCAUACUUUCUGGAAUACGUGUUCUGUAUCCUGUCAAGAUGACUUUCCGGUUUGACAUUUUUAAAAAUAUAGACAAAAUUCGGCAAGUCAACUGCCCAGUUUUGGUUAUCCAUCUUUGCAGGGAACAGCUGAUGACAUUGUUGACUUCUCCCAUGGAAAGCGCUUAUGGGAGCUCUCGGAAGAGAAAUACGAUCCGUUGUGGGUGGAGGGCGGAGGGCAUUGCAACUUGGAGACAUACCCGGAGUACAUCAGGCACUUGCGCAAAUUCAUAAAUGCAAUGGAGAAGCACUCCUUCACCAAACAAAGUAAACCACGCCUAUCUCAAGCCCCUAGUCUAACUGACUCCAAAAACAACAGAUGCUUAGGGUUUGGAAAAAGAUGACAGAAAGGAUAGAAAGUCACAGUUCUAUACACUUUAAAGGGUACAACCCUUCUUUGCAUCCAUUCUUGAGUUGCCAUUGAAGCUAGCUUCUUUGGGCUAUUUUCUAGAGAUCAGCAUUGAUCCGACUCUUUGCUCGUGUGAUGGUUAUUGUUUAAGGCGAGAAGAAAUGGCAUUUUAACUUGUGGAAACCUUCUGAUUAGGCUUUGAUCUAACUCAUUGAGAAGCUAGGAAUGGCUAGGGUUAUUUAUGUACAUACAGAUCUUGCAUCACUGACAGUUUCUGUCCAUAACUCAAUUGAAUUUCCCUUUUCUUGCUUGUAUAUAUGCACUGUUGUUUCUCACUUACCCCCCAUUUGGACACUAUUCAUUAGUCCAUCCAAUGUCCAUGAGUCCACUGUCUAAAUGUCUAUUGUAC
Messenger RNA from Cuscuta europaea, 1497 nucleotides. Lineage: Eukaryota; Viridiplantae; Streptophyta; Magnoliopsida; Solanales; Convolvulaceae. The record is from the annotation of a GenBank genome assembly.